UCCUACAGCGCACGCUCGCAGGCGGAGAACGAGCAGGACGGGUCGGCUCAGUGUUUACGUUGAGAUGCUCACAACAAAGGACAGCGCGCCGCGGAGAGGCUGUCAUUUAAAAUAAAGAGAAAGCAUCGUGGAUAUUUUCUCUUUCGGUGAGCGGCGGCAACUCACAGCUCCUGGAAGGGGAGCGUAAAGAACAGAAAUCGUAAUUGGCUUCAAUUUGAUUUUUUUCCCACCCCUACGUGAUACGUGGGACGAUAGCUAGCUCCUUAGCCCAAGCAAGUUGGUGGGAAAGCUAAGCAGCUGAGACGGACCGGAGGCUUUGGGACAAUAAGAGGACCUCAUCAUUUAUAUCGCAUGCAGAACAAGUGGAGCUGCAACAGACGGGCUCAUGACGCAUGACGGGGUGGAGCUGAGGCUCAGCUGACCCUUCCCCUUCCUUAUUCCUUAUUCCCCCCAGCGCUCCAUUCGAUCAGCACCACCCCCCCUCCCUUCCCCUCCUUGCCCCUUCCUGCCUCCCGUCACCCUGUUGGAUCUCACCCGUCAUUCCUAGCCUCCAGUUCCUCCGAACCUCAGUCAGCCGUGCCCAAUGUACUCCCCAGAGCAGGAUAACAUCUCCACCACCGCCCCCACCAAAGUGCCAGUGAAGUAUGGAGAGCUCAUUGUGCUGGGGUACAAUGGCUCCCUGCCCAAUGGGGAUCGGGGGCGACGUAAAAGCCGUUUUGCACUUUGCAAGAGGCCGAAGGCAAACGGAGUAAAGCCCAGCACAGUUCACGUUGCCUGCUCUCCACAAGCAGCCAAGGCCAUAAGCAACAAAGACCAGCACAGCAUCUCUUACACUCUGUCUCGAGCCCAGACGGUGGUGGUGGAAUACACUCAUGACAGCAAUACAGACAUGUUCCAGAUCGGUCGAUCCACAGAGAGUCCAAUAGACUUUGUAGUGACGGACACAGUGGCAGGCAGCCAGAGUAAUGCAGACACUCAGUCGGUCCAAAGCACCAUCUCCCGCUUCGCCUGCCGCAUCAUAUGCCAGCGCACGCCGCCUUACACAGCACGCAUUUAUGCCGCAGGCUUUGACUCUUCCAAGAGCAUCUUCCUCGGGGAGAAAGCUGCUAAAUGGAAGACAUCUGAUGGUCAGAUGGAUGGGCUGACCACCAACGGCGUGCUGGUGAUGCACCCUCGCAACGGCUUCAGCCAGGACUCCAAACCGGGCGUCUGGAGGGAGAUCUCAGUCUGUGGCAACGUCUUCACCCUGCGAGAAACCCGCUCAGCACAGCAGCGGGGAAAGAUGGUGGAGACAGAGACUCAGGAGCUCGUUGACGGCUCCCUCAUCGACCUCUGUGGCGCCACCCUGUUGUGGCGCACUGCUGAAGGCCUGGCGCGCACCCCCACCCUCAAACACCUGGAGGCGCUGCGACAGGAGAUCAACGCGGCCCGCCCGCAGUGUCCCGUGGGCUUCAACACUCUGGCCUUCCCCUCCAUGCGUCGCAAAGACACACCUGACGAGAAGCAGCCCUGGGUCUACCUCCAGUGUGGCCACGUGCACGGCUACCACAACUGGGGCAACCACCGCGAGGAGAGGGAGGGCAGGGAGGGCCGCCUCAGGGAGUGUCCCAUGUGCCGAACCAAAGGGCCAUACGUGCCGCUGUGGCUGGGCUGCGAGGCGGGGUUUUACGUGGAUGCAGCCCCGCCCACUCACGCCUUUAACCCCUGCGGCCACGUUUGUUCGGAGAAGACUGCGGCCUUCUGGAGUCAGAUCCCGCUUCCUCACGGCACACACACCUUCCACGCCGCCUGCCCCUUCUGCGCCCAUCAGCUGAGUGGCGAGCAAGGCUACAUCAGACUCAUCUUUCAGGGACCCCUCGACUAACAGCGGGAACUUCCAGCAUCCCUUGGGAGGUUUUAUUUGGAUGCUGCAUUUAACACGGGGACCUUCCCAGAUCUAUUUUUUUUUUUUUUUUUUUUUUUCCUGGACUUUUUGUCUCGCUCUCAUUUUUAAGUGACCUUUGUAUUGCUUUUUCAUGAAUGACAACAAAGAUUUCUAUAUUUUCAUGUGAAACCAGAGACAGAAAAACCAAACAAAGAACACUGCUGGGUAAAUCUUUUUAAGUUUGUUUCCUGGAAAGAACUUUCAACAACAGUAUUUAUCUAAAUUACUAACACACCGCAGUGCAAACGUGCAGUUUUAUUCAUGUUUAUUGUUGCAAUAUACAUUCGUGUACAUCUCUUAGAGCUAAUUUAAACAAAGAUGUUUAUUUAUGGCCCUGGAGCAUCACUUCAUCCUCUAUCUGUCAGAUAACUUCAAUACUAUUAAGCAUUUUAUUUUGAAAGUUCAGUAUAUUGUUAACCAGAUAUAUUUAGGUGUGCUCUGAGGGUUUUGUUCUGUCUGUCUCUGCCAUGUUCACCGCUCAGAUCUGUCAUAUUUAUACACCACAUCCUCUCACGUUGUGUGUUUAAAUCCUUCAGUUAUUCUUGUCGUCUCAUUCACCAUCACAACGGCCUUUUCACUUCCAAAGCAAUAGAUCUGGAACUGAAACCUCCUAAAGCAUUAUGGGAAACUGAGUCUUCUAGGCAUCUUUGCAAGCAAAUGGCCUGAAUGACUGCUCCCUCCCUUUAAAGUAAAACAUCUUUGUGGGUGAGUGAGUGAGUCUCUACGCAGCCAUGUAGCUAACGUCACACUUUACACACACACAUGCACACACACACUCCAACCCAACCAGAGGGGUGUACUACAACCUGGGAUUAGUGGGUUAGGGAGGUAUCUUUAUCCUGCAGUCAGACUUUACAAAGAUGGCUUUCUGUAACCAUUCUAGUUUCUGUGGUAAGUUAUGCUGAUGACAUAACCAGCUCCAGACCACGUUAUGUGUAAUGUUUUGAAGGAAGGAGUACAUUAUAUAUUAAUAAAACUGGUGAAGGAAGCCAUGCAAAAUGUGUUGCAUUGUCAAGGGAAUUUUCUUGUAUUCAGUUGGUGAUGCAGGAAAUGAAUAAAUAGUCAUUGUUAUGCUUGUGGCAUAUAUGACAUAAAACCAGGAGCCCUUAUCAGUUAUCAGGAAAGUUUUGCACUGAUGGCCCCUUUCCCAUAGAUUUCUGUACAACCAGAAGUGUUCUUGCAACCUGAGGAGUCGCCCCCUGCUGGCUACUAAAGAGAAUGUAGGCAUAAGGUCUGGAAGCUGCAGCCGUCUCUUAGUGAACGUGGUUAGAACAGAGUGCACUGGGCAGCCUACAUCAUUCAAAGAAAGCCUGGCUAUGUUGAACUUGCUUCUCAGCACACCCCUCUGGUCAGAUGCUUUUCAUGUGUGGACAGUGUCUGGUUUAUUCUGCAUGAUAAUUGGGGUGUUUGAGGUAUACCUGCACAGUUACAGCAAGAUUAUUACUAUGCCAGAUGCAGUGUGGUUUUUCUGAUCUGUAUUAAUAUUGAGUUCAGAAUGUAUUUGAUGUCUUUUGACAGCAUUGCACUUAAGCCAGUAUUUUAAAAUUCUUCUUUUUUGCCUCUACACAAUAAUCCUGCACCCUACUGGAGUCUGAAAGCGACAUGUUUUAUUCUAAAAAAAAAAAAAAAAAAAAAUUUAGGGCACUAUUUUUUUUUUUUAAGCUACGCCUAAAAGUAUGCAACACGCAAACUGAGGCACUUAAAGUCAUUUCAGCGGGUUUCUCUUCUCUCAUGAAUCGUCACAGUUCAGGAAGUCCCAUCCGGCUUAUGCAUCGAGCGAGCAACAAAACACACAAGAUAUAAAAAACACAUCUGCAGUGGUUUGACUCAGGUUUGACACACACUCACACACAAACACACAGAGAGACACGCACACUUUAAGCCUCCAAAUUCCAUUUAUGGAUGCGUGUGCGCUCAAUAAGGCUUUGUGUUAACUUGUGCUUUCCAAAAAAGAGCUUCACAUAUCAGGGCUGCUUGCUCUUUGCUUUGUUAGUUGUUCAGUGUCAUUUAUUAGCUUUACAGUAACUGCUUAGUGAGAGCCUUCUUUUUUCAUCACAAGAGUUACUAUAUAUAUAUAUACGUUUUUCCAAUAUGGUACUGGCUCCUUUAUGAGAGAUAAUAGAACAAUAGAACACAAGGACUGAGACAAGAAAGGCCCUUUUCUGCAGUUUGUUUACGUGCAUUAACACUAAAGCACCUAGAGUUCUGAUUUAAUUAUAAUACAUAAUUAGGUAAUUUUUUUUACCACAUAUAAUGAAAACUGUGUUCUACAGAUGCACUCACAUUAAGUCAGGACCUAAACAAGCAUCUGCAUUGCAUUAUCUUUAUAUUUAAACCAUAUUAAAUAUGAAUAUACUUUAAGGUCUUUCUUUUUUGAGGAAGUAAUCAGAAGAAAAGUAGAUUUCUGUUAGAUAAUUUUCCUCUAAUUGUUGAGAUCUUGGCUUCAGACUCAAAGAAGAGACAGGCUCAGGAUAAAAGCAAAGUUAAAAAAUUGCAAAAUUUUGAUUGGAGAGUAAAUCUGGUUUGAACGUGACCGCAACGUAACCAAAUUCCAUCUGCUGAGGAAGACUCUGAUUCUGAUCAAAAGCUCAGGAUGAGCUGCUGUAGAUCAGUUUAUCAGUUGCUGUUUGAAAAGUUAACAGUGGCCUCAGAGACCGCAGUCCUGAUAUUUGGAGCUUUAUGUGAAAGCACAGAUUCUCCUGCUGUGUAUGCGCACACACACACACCUGUCUACAUCGCUGCUUUUCGCCCACUUCACUGAAAUGAGACACACACUCAAACUGUAGAAACUUCCCCUCAGUGAAGCAGCUUUACUGCUCAGAGUGACUUCCAAACUGUUCACAGAGCCUCAGGUCUGCGUGAACACACUCGUAUCGGCGGUAUAAGUAGCGCGUGUGUGUGUGUGUGUGUGUGAGAGAGCGAGAGAGAGAUGCUGCAAUUUAUACAUUCAUGUUGACUGUGUGUGUGCAGUUUGUGUGUGUUCAUGUGUCCACACAGUAAGUAGCUCUCCAGAUAAUGUCCAUCAGUAUCCUCAGACUGCAACACACUAAACUCACCUCAGGGAGAAAACGAUGAUCUGCAUCACACCUGCACACACACACACACACACACACACGUGCACACUCCUAAGGUCUACUGAGGAUACCUCACAGGUUAAAAGUUAAAAUCUGGAUUCAGAUAUGUGUCCUGCCUCCUUCACCCAGUUUAGUUUCAUGGAUUAAAAGUGUGUGAUUUUAAGGGCUUCCCUCCGUCUCUGUACUGUUAUCUCGGCCCUGCGCAGGCCUGACCCCGCCCCUGUCCUCCACUCGCUCUUCCUCUUCUCUUGUUUGGAGUGUAUUUGUGCUUGUAAAAAAGCAAAAACAACGAAUGUUUCCAGCAAACACUUUUUUGUAAAUGACUUUAAACAAUAAAGUGUAAA
This is a messenger RNA of Archocentrus centrarchus (flier cichlid), 5342 nucleotides long. It is a transcript of the gene peli1b, whose product is annotated as pellino E3 ubiquitin protein ligase 1b. Gene Ontology annotation, biological process: regulation of Toll signaling pathway; protein K48-linked ubiquitination. The coding region runs from base 584 to 1864 and encodes 426 amino acids. The transcript has 8 exons. Gene Ontology annotation, molecular function: ubiquitin protein ligase activity; protein binding. The record is from RefSeq and is a predicted model, not a curated record. NCBI's taxonomy places the organism in Eukaryota, Metazoa, Chordata, Actinopteri, Cichliformes, Cichlidae.